This is a messenger RNA of Exophiala bonariae, 1326 nucleotides long. RefSeq lists its product as uncharacterized. The record is from RefSeq and is a predicted model, not a curated record. The transcript is spliced from 2 exons. NCBI's taxonomy places the organism in Eukaryota, Fungi, Ascomycota, Eurotiomycetes, Chaetothyriales, Herpotrichiellaceae. The coding region runs from base 1 to 1326 and encodes 441 amino acids. Gene Ontology annotation, biological process: proteolysis. Gene Ontology annotation, molecular function: cysteine-type endopeptidase activity.
AUGUCAUACUAUCCAGGCCAAGGUGGCUAUGGUGCCCAACAGCAUCAAGGCGGCGGCGGUUACGGUUAUUCACAAUCCCCUCAACCCGGGUAUCCUUCUGGAGGUUACAACCAGGGCGGAUAUCCUCCUCCAUCGCACUCACCACAACCCCAAUACAAUCAGAACUAUGGCCCUGGCUAUGGUCAACCUCCCCCACAAGUAGCACCUUAUGGGUAUAACAACCCUCCUCCACAGUCACAAGGAGGUUACGGCGGUUAUGGCUCCCCCAGCCCUCAACCGAACGGCUAUCCAGGUCCUCGGCCUGGAAUGCCCACGACGUACAACAAUUCGGGAUACCAACAAUCAAACCAAAAUCACGGGGGCCGCACCAAUCCCCCUCCCCCUCCCAGCGCACCCCAACAGUUUGGUCAUGGAGCGCCUUCGAACUACAGUUUUCAAUAUUCCAAUUGCACGGGCAAGCGUAAAGCUUUACUGAUUGGUAUCAAUUACUUUGGUCAAAGAGGUCAACUUCGGGGCUGCAUCAACGAUGUGAAGAACAUGUCUACAUAUCUCAACCAGAAUUUUGGUUAUGCAAGGGAAGACAUGGUUAUCUUGACCGACGACCAACAAAACCCCAUGUCACAACCCAACAAACAGAACAUUCUGCGGGCAAUGCACUGGCUUGUCAAGGACGCGCGACCCAAUGACUCGUUAUUCUUCCAUUACAGUGGUCACGGUGGUCAAACACCUGAUCUGGACGGUGAUGAAGAAGACGGCUACGAUGAAGUGAUCUAUCCGGUUGACUUCCGGACCAAUGGUCACAUUGUGGAUGAUGAAAUGCACAGAAUCAUGGUCAAGACAUUAGCACCUGGUGUUCGACUUACGGCAAUCUUCGACUCUUGCCACUCUGGAUCAGCACUGGAUCUGCCAUACAUUUACUCCACCUCUGGUGUACUCAAAGAACCCAACUUGGCCAAAGAAGCUGGUCAAGGUUUACUCUCUAUUGUGUCAUCCUAUGCUCGAGGAGAUUUGGGAGGUAUGGCAUCGACGGCAAUGGGCUUAUUCAAGAAAGCCACCAACGGAAGCUCGACAUACGAACGCAACAAGCAGACCAAGACAUCUCCUGCUGAUGUCAUCAUGUGGUCCGGCAGCAAAGACGAACAGACAAGUCAGGAUGCCACGAUCGGAGGAGAAGCGACAGGUGCGAUGAGCUGGGCAUUUGUCACUUCGUUGAAGAAGAACCCACACCAGAGUUAUGUUCAGCUGUUGAAUAGCAUUCGAGACGAAUUGGCGACGAAAUAUACCCAAAAACCACAGCUGAGCUGCUCUCACCCGCUGAGUAAGUGA